UGCCCCCUUCCAGAGCCGCCCAGCCCCCCGCCAGUGAUCGGAUGCUGCUGGGGCUCCUCGGGCGGCGGAGGGCACCGAUCCGGGACUGCUCCGCCGGGAGAGUGAGCGGGCCGGCCGGGCGCCUGCCAGGAUGAGCGGCGGCGAAGUGGUGUGCUCGGGCUGGCUGCGGAAAUCGCCCCCGGAGAAGAAGUUGAGGAGAUACGCAUGGAAGAAACGCUGGUUUGUCCUUCGCAGUGGGCGCAUGAGCGGAGACCCAGACGUGCUGGAAUACUACAAGAAUGACCAUUCGAAGAAGCCGCUACGUGUCAUCAACCUCAAUUUCUGCGAGCAGGUAGACGCCGGUCUUACUUUCAACAAGAAGGAGCUGCAGGACAGUUACGUCUUUGACAUCAAGACCAGUGAAAGGACCUUCUACCUUGUUGCCGAAACGGAGGAUGACAUGAACAAGUGGGUUCGCAGUAUUUGCCAGAUCUGCGGUUUUAACCAGUCCGAAGAGAACACAGAUUCUUUAAGGAGUAUUCCUGCAGUAAGUCAUGGCCCACGUUCAUCUCCAGCCGAGCUCAGCGGCUCAAACCAGCGGCUGCUGCGGGAGCGCAAAUCUUCAGCCCCUUCGCACUCCAGCCAGCCCACCCUCUUCACUUUUGAUUCGCCUACUAAUCAUACCCGGACCACCCUUUCCGCCAGCGCCCCUCAAGACUAUCUCUUCCUACACCAGUGUAUGAGCAGAAAAUCCGAGAACACCAGGAGUGCCAGUUUCUCUCAAGCCACCCGGUCUUCUUUCUUCAUGAGAAGUGACCCGUCAGUUCAGAAGCUCUCUCAGGGGAAUGGACGCUGUAUAAAUGGGACCGGCGGGCAAGUUCACGGCUUCUACAGUUUGCCUAAGCCAAGCCGGCACAACUCAGAACUUGGGGACGGUGCUUACGACCUUCCGAGGAAUUUUGGAUGCUAUGCCCAUACCAAAGGCAGCCUUACAGGCUCUGAAACGGAUAGCGAGGAGGUCUACACCUUCAAGACCCCCAACAAUACCCUUUGUAAGGGCUUUGGGGAGCUCUCCACAGACUCGUACGACAUCCCUGGCACGCCGGUUUAUCAGAUCCCAAGAGCCUUCACCCUAGACAAGAACCACAAUGCCCUGGGAGUGGCUUCGGGCGAAGCUCCUGCAACACCUCCUCCGAGGCCUCCUAAGCCGGGACAGGCAGAGUCCCGGUGGGGCAGCCCCCCGCAGCGCCUGCUGGACAGUGAAGGUCUAAGCCUAGUCCCAGUGACUUGUACCAUUCCCAGAAGGAACACACUGCCUGCGGUGGAGAAUUGCAGAUUGCACCGAGCUUCUUCCUGUGAGACGUACGAAUAUCCCCCGCAUAGCGGUAGCAGCGCAGUUCAAUCAGCCGAGUCUGUGAAUAUUGGGCUUAAUUCAUAUCUGCAAAACAAGAGUACAGUGGCUCGCUCUCAUAGCGCUGACUCAGAGGACAAUUACGUUCCCAUGAACCCUGGCUCCUCGAUCCUGCUCAAUGCAGAGAAGUUGAAUGACAGCUCCCAGCACCUCUACAUCCCCAUGAGCCCGGGGCCUCAUCACUUGGAUUUGAUGGGGAUGUCCUCUUCGACUCUCCCACUUCAUAAAGGGAGCAGCAGUUCCCAGCCCCAGAGGCGGAUGAGCGAAAUCCAGCCCCCUCCAGUGAACCGCAACCUCAAACCAGAUCGAAAAGCAAAGCCUACACCACUGGAUUUGAGGAACAACACAGUCAUUGAUGAGCUUCCAUUUAAAUCACCCAUCACAAAAUCCUGGUCCAGGCCUGGGUGA
Pogona vitticeps (central bearded dragon) is the source of this 1798-nucleotide messenger RNA. Lineage: Eukaryota; Metazoa; Chordata; Lepidosauria; Squamata; Agamidae. The record is from RefSeq and is a predicted model, not a curated record.